CCCAGCAGCGGGCUUGGUGUCGUCUCCUGCCAUUAUGAUUAUCUAUCUCGGAAAGGUGAAACGAGGUAAGUGUGGUUGGAUAGUCGACGGAUAAAGAAAGCCACGGUCUGGUCAGCAAUUAGUACGGUGGCGUGAAGAAGGCAAACAGUACGGUAAGCUUGGUGAUGUUCGGUGUGGGUUGUUGAAUUGCCGCCAACAAGCGACAGACGCUCCUCCUGGCAAGCACGCGGUUACGAGAUGGAGGGGAUCGAAUAGGGGCCCAACGUACCGGUACGCGCAAACAAUGGGGUGCAGGUGUUCGUAAUCGAUAGCUCAAAGCUCCCGGUGGCCGUGCAGGUGGAAAUGUGAGAGGGCUUGUUGUUGAGCUAUCAACUAUGUAAGUUGGCGUCAGGUCACAAAAUAAAGGGUGGAGUGCGGAGAAGAGGCAAACAAGUGACGAUGGAAGCCGUGUUUGGUUUGUUGUUUUGCUACUGGACAGAAGCCUUGCAACAGGACAAAAUCAUUGGCGACCGCAGUGAGGCGGUCGACGGGGACGGGAAGGACUGGGGCCCAUCACUCACCUGGGGUAAUCGAUGUAGCUAUACCGAGCUGAUAUGUGGAAGUGUCGGCAGAGUCAAGGUAUCCGGGACUUUGGAGCUUGAGCCCACUGGUGCAGUGGAGCUUCAGCAGAGACUCUCCGAUAAGAUAACGAAAAGCCGGUGUGGGUGGGGCAAAGCUUAAAAUUUAAUUGGGGCCAGUGCGGAAAAAAAUCUUAGACCUUCUCCUCUUCCUUCGACUGAAGCCAAAAACUACAUCACCCACCACAGAGUUGUCGCUUUGUUCCGCGGUACUCUGGUUCCAAUGAUUACACGGUAGUAACUGCUCUAAUCAACUGCCCGCGGCAGACCGGAAGGAGCAAGCAGCAGCAUCGCCAAUCAUCGUCAUCGUCAUCGCCAUCACAAUGGAGUCGUCAAGAAUCUUCGUCAAGAACCUACCGCCGUCCAUCUCCGAGGCUGACUUUCGCAAACACUUCUCGCUUCAGGGACGAGAGGUCACCGAUGUCAAGCUCAUCCCCAACCGCCGCAUCGGGUUUGUUGGUUACAAGUCUCAUGAAGAUGCAUCCAAAGCCGUAAAGUACUUCAACAAGUCCUUUAUUCGCAUGUCCAGGAUCGGCGUCGAUCUGGCCAAACCUAUUGAAGCCGCCAUCCCAAGAUCAGCCACACAAGCUGCUCAUGUCCCGAGCCGUGAUGCAACCAAGGCAAGCUCUCUCGUCAAGUCUGACGCAGAGCCAAGCGAGGAUGACCCUAGCUCAAAGAAGAGGAAGCGGGACGUCGUUGACGAGGCUGACCCCAAGCUUCAGGAGUUUCUUGAGGUGAUGGGUCAUCCCACCAAGAAGGCUAAGGACGGAGAAGCCCUAGGGAGUGGCGCAUUCGAGUCAGAAGCGGCCGAUGCUAUCCCCUCGGCUCUCAUCGAGGGUGGUGAGAGUGACGAUGAGUACGAGGACAUCCCAGUGAGGCCCAAACGGCCAAUCGAGGAGGCACCUACCUCGGCUCUACCUGUUGCCACCCCUGUCGCAGCUAUCAUCCCCCCCACACCAUCCCAACAAGCCGAGGACGUUGCAAGGGAAGUGCCGCAGGUACCCGCUGAAGCCACUGAUGAUGACUGGCUUCGGUCGAGAACGAACCGUCUGCUGGACCUUGUGGACCCGGAUGACCCCGGGUUUCCAGCACAGUCUGCUGGUGCAAUGCCUGCCACCACUCAAACACCUCUGCCAGAGGCCCAAGUCCAAGAAACCCAGGAACCGGGUUUUGCUGCCGGGUCUGGUGAGAAACCUGUUGUGGCUCGCACACCUGAGGAUGCUGUGAAGUUGAUCCAGAAGACAGCUCGUCUGUUUUUGCGGAAUCUCAGCUACACGGUAACGGAGGACAAUGUGAGGGACCACUUUAGCCAGUUUGGGGAACUUGAAGAGGUUCAUGUUCCGCUGGAUAAUCAGGGCCAAAGCAAAGGCUUUGCUAUGAUUCGUUAUGCCAGUCCUGAGGCGGCGCUUUCCGCAUUCCAGACAGACGGCACCGUCUUCCAGGGCCGCAUCAUCCACAUCCUUCCCGCUGCUGCCAAAAGGGAGAACAAGCUUGAUGAAUACGCAAUCUCGAAGCUCCCUUUGAAGAAGCAACAGCUGCUCAAGAAGAAGGCUGAAGCUGCCUCCAGUACCUUCAACUGGAAUUCGCUUUUUAUGAGCCAAGAUGCCGUCAACACCGCCGUAGCUGAACGCCUGGGUGUGUCCAAGCAUGAGCUCCUGGACCCCACCGACGCGUCUGCCGCUGUGAAACAGGCAAUCGCUGAGACCACCAUCAUCCAGGAGGCCAAGGCUUACUUUGCAACUCAUGGUGUGAACAUCGAGGCCUUCAAGUCUCAGCAGCGAGGUGACACGUCAAUUCUGGUCAAGAACAUCAAGAACGCCACCAUCGAGGAGAUCAGAACCCUCUUCGAGGAGCAUGGCUCCGUCCUCCGUGUGCUUAUGCCCCCAAGCGGGACGAUUGCCAUUGUCCAGUUCGCGCAACCAGCACACUGCAGGGCAGCUUUUGCCAAGAAAGCAUACUCUAGAUUCAAGGACGGCGUGCUGUACCUCGAGAAAGGCCCGAAAGGGCUCUUCGUCGACAAUCUGGCCCAGCCCGCAGAUCGUCCUGCCGGUGUUCAGAAGGUGUCAGCUUCUUACCUGCUGGAACGCGAUGACGGUGAGGAUCAGCCAGAGACGGCCUCUCUAUUCGUCCGCAACCUGAACUUCUCCACCACCACCGAAGGAUUAACAAAUGCGUUCAAGCCCUUGGAUGGAUUUGUGAGUGCGCAGGUGAAGACCAAGACCGAUCCCAAGAAACCAGGUCAGGUGUUGAGCAUGGGCUUUGGCUUCUGCGCCUUCAGGACCAAGGAGCAGGCCCAGGCUGCACAAAAGGCUAUGGAUGGCCAUGUGCUUGACGGACACAAGCUUCUGGUCAAGGCUUCCCACAGGGGUCUGGACGCCGCCGAAGAGAGGAGGCGGGAGGAUCUGGCCAAGAAGGCGAAUGCUCAACGCACAAAGGUGGUCAUCAAGAACCUUCCGUUCGAAGCGUCCAAGAAGGACGUGCGCGCACUCUUCAGCAACUAUGGAAAGCUGGUUGCUCUCCGUAUUCCCAAGAAGUUCAACCACUCUUCGCGCGGUUUUGCUUUUGCCGAGUUCUCCACUGGCAAGGAGGCGCUCAACGCGAUCACUGCACUUAAAGACACGCAUUUUCUCGGGAGAAGACUUGUGCUUGACUUUGCUGAAGCUGAGGAUCUUGAUGCUGAGGAACAGAUCGAGGCCAUGGAGAAGAAGAUGCGUGGCCAGGUUAGCAAGGUUGCCCUUCAGCAACUCACUGGGACAGGGAGGAGCAAGGUCAAUUUUGGAGAUAAUCCUGAAGACGAGGCAUGA
This is a messenger RNA of Podospora bellae-mahoneyi, 3421 nucleotides long. RefSeq names its product Multiple RNA-binding domain-containing protein 1 (gene MRD1). Bases 941 to 3421 code for a protein of 826 amino acids. NCBI's taxonomy places the organism in Eukaryota, Fungi, Ascomycota, Sordariomycetes, Sordariales, Podosporaceae. Gene Ontology annotation, cellular component: cytoplasm; nucleus. Gene Ontology annotation, molecular function: mRNA binding. The transcript has 3 exons. The record is from RefSeq and is a predicted model, not a curated record.